Lampris incognitus (smalleye Pacific opah) is the source of this 2918-nucleotide messenger RNA. It is a transcript of the gene bag3, whose product is annotated as BCL2 associated athanogene 3. Gene Ontology annotation, cellular component: membrane; cytoplasm; cytosol. Lineage: Eukaryota; Metazoa; Chordata; Actinopteri; Lampriformes; Lampridae. Gene Ontology annotation, biological process: muscle cell cellular homeostasis; negative regulation of striated muscle cell apoptotic process; protein stabilization. Gene Ontology annotation, molecular function: adenyl-nucleotide exchange factor activity; protein-folding chaperone binding. The coding region runs from base 40 to 1707 and encodes 555 amino acids. The transcript is spliced from 4 exons. The record is from RefSeq and is a predicted model, not a curated record.
UAAAAUGUCAGUAACACCACUGCCGACGACCUGGACGGCAUGAAGACGCAGUCGCCGAUAGUGGCAAUGGCAAAUAAUAAUGACCCUCUGCCCCUCGGAUGGGAGAUAAAAAUUGACCCGCAGACUGGGUGGCCUUUCUUUGUGGAUCAUAACAAUCGCACGACAACGUGGAACGACCCAAGGCACGACGUUAAGAUUAGCACCUUGUCUCAAAAUGGGCCUAGCAUACCCCCGGAUCCAAAUCCACAGGAGACACAGAAGACCUUUGUGAGGGAGAUGAAGCACCCCACUCUUCGUCAGGGGUAUGUCCCGAUCCCUGUCUUCCAUGAGGGGGCGGACCUACGACAGCAACAGAGCCCAUGUUUUUCCUAUAUUCAGCCAGCUACCAUACAGAAUAUACGGACAGAUGGACGGACACCUUCUCCCACGCCAGGGCUCCACUGCAGACCUAGAUCUCCAUUACACGUAUCCACAGACAGUUUCACCACUGAGCCUGGCAAGUCAUGCUCACCUGUUUCGCCAACACCAGAGGUUCACAAUGCCCCCCUUCACCAACCUCCACGACCCAGCAGCGCUGGCCUUCAGGCAGGUUAUAUCCCAAUCCCAGUGAUCCAUGAGGGCGGGGGAGGCCAAGCACAACCACAGGUUCAAGUAAAUCCCACCAUCUACUCUCAGCGGGUUCCAUUCUCAGAACAGCAGCAGCCCUUUCAUCGCCUACAGCCUGAUGAAAGGAUCAGCCACUCUGCAGCCAUGCAGUCUCCCCGGGAGAGGGCUUCUCCAAUCCUUCUAAACCAACAUCGUGAUGCCGCUCCUAUUCACCUCCCAGCUCAUGUGAGAUGCCAGUCUCCUGUUAUAGCACAGGUGAUGGGAGAGAGACCACAGGUUCAACAUCAUGUCCCCUUGAGAGACGUUCCCAUGAAAGUGGAGCAGGAACAACUAAGCAGUCAACAGAGAACCGAGAUCCCCCCUAUCCCCCAGUCCACACACAUGGAGGUUGAUAGCCAGAAGCCUCAAAACACUCAGCAUUUCCAGCAAAUAUCCCCACAGCAGCCACAACAGUACCAACAACAGUCACCGCAGCAGUCACUACAAAUGCAGCAACCACAACAGUCUCAGCAAACACACCCUCAGCCAUUGCAACAGUUACAACAGUCUGAGCAGUUAAUUAUGCCAAAGCAGCAACAGGUCCAGAUGCCUCAACAACCUGAGCAGCCGGAGCAGCCGCAGCAAACGGCAAACAUCACAGUCCAAAUACCUCCUAAAACAGAACCCCAGGACUUGGCAGCUGUUCCUCCUGAGGUCCCACCUGUAAAGGUAGAAGAUCAGCAGGCCGGUCAGUGCCCAAGCCACCCUGGCUUAAUCAAGGUACAGCAGAUAACUGAGCGAGUCGCUAAACUGGAGCAGGAGGUCAAAAGCUUUGAGGGGAAGAAGAACGAUAAGAAAUACUUGCUCUUGGAGGAGCUGUUGACCAAAGAGCUGUUAGCACUGGACUCUGUUGACCCAGAGGGCCGCAUAGAUGUACGGCAGGCGAGACGUGAUGGGGUCCGUCGCGUUCAGACCAUACUGGAGGCACUGGAGCAACUGGAAGAGCAGCCAGCUUGGUCUACCGUUGAGUCCUCAAUGGAGUGUGACAGCCUACCGCAGAAAGGAGAGGAGCCCAGUAUGAUCACCAAAGAAAAUGUUGAGAUUGCACGGGAGAUAUCAUAACGGCUGCAUAGCAUAUAUAUAAAGAAGAGAGAGUGAUGAUCUGCUUCGAAGCGGAUGGUGAUCAAGUCUGCCUCAACCAGCUUUCUUCUUCCUCUCUUUCUAUAGCUGUUAUUCAACUGUAAGUUGCAUGCAUUGAAUAAUUAACAGUGUUGGUAUUUCCUGGCAUUCACCACGUAAUCAAUGGUAGCUCAGUGCAAUCAUGUAUUACUUUCAAGACAGUGUUGCUGCCUUCUUUCUAGUGCCAAUGUCCUCAUAAUAAGACUGGUCAAGAUAUUGACGACAACAAUUUCAAUUAAAAGUCAAGAAGAAAUAAGAGGCCUUUAAUGGGAAAUGGAAGGAAACAAUUGGUUAUGUUUUGUUUUUAGUUUUUAACAGAAAUGUUUGUGUCGUUGUCAAGAUGAUGUUAUGUAUGAAGCCUUUCUGUAUUCAGUCAGAGGAAUACCAGUUACCAUACUGGUGCAUCAGUUUGGGCUCUCAAGCAGUUAUACUAAUGGUGAAAAACACAACACCAAGCCAUUUAUUCCUCAUAGCCGCAGGGCCAUUUAAGGAGCUGCUUUGUCACAGAACACAGUGAUGUUUAUUAGAUGCUGCUUUUUGGUGCAUUACCUAUUUUGCUGUCUUUGCACUUAUACCACACCAUUCUUGAACUGUAACAUGCUGAGAGAUCAGCAGCACUUCAUUUGAAAUAUUUCAGGCACGCUAAGUUUUAAUUGAUAUACUGUUUGGUGUUUUUAUGUUUACUGUUUUAUUUGACAAUUAAAAAAAAUCAUAAUAUAUUUUGUUCCAGAAAUUAACGUAAAUGAUUUUUGAAUUUUGGUACAUUUAUCAAUGCAUAAUGAUGACAGAAAUGGAUGUGAGCUAUGUAUCCUACUUGAUAUUUGAGACAAUCAGCAGUUGCUGCUAAUUCUUGAUUUAGCAGCAAGUUAAAGAAUGUCAGUGUCAUAUGAAAGCCACAGUCCGUGGAAAAGUGCAUAAGAGCCUUAUGACCCCAACAGUGACACCAAGUGAAUUAGCUAUCGUCAUAAGAAAAUCACAAACAAUCUGUACGGUGUAUCUUUUCUGCACAGUCACAAGGUAACUUAACUUAAAACGUUUUCACAUGUUACAGAUUGUUACCUAGUGUUAAUCACAGAUUGUGAGCAGCAGGUUAUUGUACUGUUGAAAGUAAGUCACAUUGGUAUAGUUGCAAAUAAAGAUGUCUUUGACUUUGA